AUGAUAAACACAACAUGCUAUGUCACAGACCAAACUGGACCUGCUCUAAAGCCUGAUAACAUGCAACAGCCUAUAGAUACCACUUUACCAAAUGCAUUCCCCAAUGGUGGGUCAUCACUUCACCAACGCCAGCAAACAGCUGUUGAUAUCUCUGCUCAUGCCAGAAGGAUUGAUGUACCACCAAGCGUACUGUUGGCUCAGGUUUCAAAUGUGGGAAUGAUACAAGGAAUGAAUGGGGGGAUGAUCAAAUCCGAAGUUGGAUAUGUCAGAAAUUCUUAGUACUUGUUUGGUGCUGAUGGCAGUGUCUUGGAAACACGUCCUGCUAUUGGGGAUGCUUUAUAUUCAUCUUUCAGCAGCAUAGAGUCUAAUUCGCAACCACUGAAUGGAACAAUCCUGGAUGCCAAUGUCUCUUCAAUUGGACUUUUAGGACAGAUACCUCAAAACUUCAGUCUAUCAGACUUGGCAGCUGACUUUUCUAAUAGUUCGGAUAUAUUGGAGAGCUACUCUAGGUCACCCUUCCAGGAAGCAGGUACAGACAAUUACUUCGAUCCAAGUGAUAGGGGAGACCACCAAGGUAAGAUUCUUUCCAUUUGACCUUGUUCUCUAUUCAGGAGGGUAAAUGAUUAUUGUGCCCUGGCCCGUCAGGAGACGGUAAGAGGUUGGACACUAUAUCAGAAGGCUUCAGUUAUGAAGAUUUUGGCAGUGAUUGAUUGAAUAAUCUAAAUGUAUCUGUGCUGUUUCU
Messenger RNA from Ilex paraguariensis (yerba mate), 742 nucleotides. The record is from the annotation of a GenBank genome assembly. NCBI's taxonomy places the organism in Eukaryota, Viridiplantae, Streptophyta, Magnoliopsida, Aquifoliales, Aquifoliaceae.